UCCCAGUGUCCUUCGUAGUAGGUCCCUGAGCACUUUGGACUCCGAAUCGGUUAACAGCAGCAAGAAGAAAGAUGCUUCCCUACUUGUCUCAAUGAAACUACAGAGACAGAACGAAGUUUGGAGUGAAAACCGGGAGUGGAUCUUUGUACAAUGCCGUUCUGAGCCUUGCUCUCAUGUUGUUUUGUCUUGUGAAGUGACCUCCGACUGAUGUUGACCCUAAUAGGCUCAACCCACAUGGUCUCUACCCCACCAUGUUAAAGUGGACUGAUGAUGCCUCCCUCUUCCAUUGUGUUCAUCACCUGCCCUUUUGCUAGGAUCAGGGUCCAGAAUGAACAUAGCAGCUGUGUUGAAUGCCUUGCUAGUGUCUGUCCUUGCGGCUGUGCUGUGGAAAUAUAUUAAGCUGCGUGACCACGUCUUUGUGCUGGAAGAAGAGCUGGUUCUCACACGCCAAUCCCAGGAACUCUCUCAGGUCCGCAUUGACUAUCAUGCUGCCCUUCAAGCCCUGGUGGAAGAUGGCACCCGGAUGGUAUGCACUGGCAGGAUGCACACUGACCGCAUCUGUCGCUUUGAGUCCCUCUGUUAUUCUACAGAGGCCGAGGAAUUUGUCUUCUUCCACAGCAAUGCCUCCAUCAUGCUUCCAAAUCUGGGGUCCCGAAGAUUUCAGCCUGCCCUGCUUGACCUCUCCUCAGUGGAGGACCACAACACCCAGUACUUCAACUUUGUAGAAUUGCCAGCUGCUGCCCUGAAAUUCAUGCCAAAGCCUGUUUUUGUCCCAGAUGUGGCCCUGAUUGUCAACAGAUUCAACCCAGACAACUUGAUGCAUGUAUUUCAUGAUGAUCUCCUCCCAAUCUUCUAUACCAUGCAGCAGUUCCCAGAUUUGGAUCUGGAGACCAGGCUGUUUUUCAUGGAAGGAUGGGGUGAAGGACUUCACUUUGAGCUGUACAGGCUGCUGAGCAACAAACAGCCCCUCCUACGAGAACAGCUCAAAACUCUUGGGCGACUCCUUUGCUUUACCAAGUCAUAUGUGGGACUGUCGAAAAUCACAACGUGGUACCAGUAUGGUUUUGUUCAGCCCCAAGGUCCAAAGGCAAAUAUCCUGGUCUCUGGCAAUGAGAUCCAACAGUUCACUAAAUUCAUGAUAGAGAAGCUGAAUGUGAGCUUUGAAGGAAUGCCCAGUGAGGAUUAUAUUGUUGUGUUCAGUCGUACUAUAAAUAGACUUAUUCUAAAUGAGGCAGAACUUAUCUUGGCGCUUGCCCAGGAAUUUCAGAUGAAAACCAUCACAGUUUCUAUAGAAGACCAUACAUUUUCAGAUAUUGUACGCUUGAUUAGUAAUGCAUCCAUGCUGGUCAGCAUGCAUGGAGCCCAGCUGGUCAUGUCUCUCUUCCUGCCAAGGGGAGCCACUGUUGUGGAACUCUUCCCUUACGCCAUCAACCCUGAACAUUACACACCUUACAAAACGCUGUCUACACUUCCUGGUAUGGACCUCCAGUACAUUGCCUGGCAGAAUAUGGAGAAGGAGAAUACAGUGACUUACCCAGAUAGACCCUGGGAUCAAGGAGGAAUUGCCCAUUUAGACAAGGCUGAGCAAGACCGCAUCAUAAAAAGCACAGAAGUCCCCCGCCACCUCUGUUGCCGUAACCCAGAGUGGCUUUUCCGCAUCUACCAGGACACAAAAAUUAACAUUGCUUCUCUUGUCCAGGUGAUCAGGCAAACAGUGAAAAUGAAGCCUGGGCCUAAGAGGCAAAAAUGGACUAGUGGUCUCUACCCAGGUAAAGUCCGAGAUGCCAAAUGCCAAGCCUCUGUCCAGGGUACCAGUGAAGCCAAACUCUCUGUGUCAUGGCAAAUCCCCUGGAACCUUAAAUACCUGAAGGUCCGGGAAGUGAAAUAUGAAGUGUGGAUACAGGAGCAAGGGGAGAACACAUACAUGCCUUACAUCUUGUCCCAUCAGAACCACACCUUUUCAGAUAACAUCAAGCCAUUCACGAACUACUUGGUCUGGAUCCGCUGCAUUUUCAACAAAAAUCUUCUUGGACCCUUUGCAGAUGUGCUGUUAUGUAGCACAUAACUUUCCUUGAGGUUUGGAUGUUGUGCUGUAGCAAGGCACUUUAAUCAAGAAGAGCCCGGCCCCAUUAUCCUGCUGUUCUUAGGCCCAUGGGAUCAGGCUUGUUUGGUUUUGCCCCUGGGGUGGGUGGGAAGGGCACAGAUUUGGCAGACCUUGCUAGUGCCUCCGUGUCCAUUUGGCGUGUCUUCUCUGUGUGGCAUUAUUUCCAGUUAGCGUAAAACACUGUUGGCCCUUAAAUGAAGCCUGCAUGAGGCUAAUUCAAAUCGGAAUGAAAAGUAAUUAUUGUUAUUUUGAUUUCUCUCUCUCUCUCUCGAUUUCUGUCUCAUGUGUGGUGAAUAUUUUAUGCCCAGUUUUAUAUUGGCAUUUAGUUAUAUUAUUGGAUGGACUGCCUUUUUUUGGUAUUAUCUGCUGUUUAACUUGGUCUUUAUUUUUUAUUUAUUUUGAUUUCUCUGUGUGUGCUUCCUCCAAAUGUUUGUAUUCCAAAGCAAAGUAUUUGGUAACAGAGUAUUCAUUAAAUUGUUGAAAACCUC
Pogona vitticeps (central bearded dragon) is the source of this 2592-nucleotide messenger RNA. Lineage: Eukaryota; Metazoa; Chordata; Lepidosauria; Squamata; Agamidae. The record is from RefSeq and is a predicted model, not a curated record.